ACAGAUGGAAGAGCGAGUGAGCGAGAAAGAGAGAGAGAGAAUGAGAUCCGGCGAGAUGGAGACGCUGUAACUUCAGAAAAUGCCUGAACUCAAGCUCCAUCUGUGAACAGACAGAGGGGAAAACCUUGGCAAAUCCCUUCAUUUUGCUGGAAGGAAGCCGGUGUUCUGGUCAUUGAGACGGAGUGGUGCUGUGUGUGCGCCCUUAUUUGGCUGUCAAAUGCACAGAUCCGACAUGCUGACAGAAAGCAGAAAACGCAGACGAGGCUGUGAUGCCGAGGAGCUGCAGGUCCUGCCCCAGCCAAAGAGGUCUGGAGGUUAUUCCUUUCUCCCCGAGGUUGGCCAUGAUGUCUGGGACUCUGAGUCAUCCAGCAGUGACAGCAGUGGGAUCAGCAGUCCGGAGCAGAUGGCAGGAGCCACGUCCAGCAUCCAGAAGCCUGACCAAAGAGGAAUCUAUAUUUCCCAGGCUCCCUGCAGCCCUGGCAUCGCAGUAGAAGAACCGGCCGUCUCCUUGAGCCACAGCAUCUCAUACGAUCACAUCAACCGCAUCUUGAGGGAGGCUCACUUCAGUAGCCUGCAAACCCGAGGUCAGCAAGCACCAACAUGAUCAACAGUGACUCUUCAAGCACCCGUUGGCAUUAAGGAACAGUGUACAGGGGGCCACGCUUUAUGGCCUGGCUGGCACACAUAAUAAUGACCCCUAUAAGUGCAUUUUGUGUUCUUUCUUACAGCACUUUUCCAUGUUCAUAGUGUUUAUGUGGGGCUCGACUUGAUGUGUUGACCAUGAACUUCACACAGGUGCUAUAU
Danio rerio (zebrafish) is the source of this 804-nucleotide messenger RNA. Lineage: Eukaryota; Metazoa; Chordata; Actinopteri; Cypriniformes; Danionidae. The record is from RefSeq and is marked validated.